Rotaria sp. Silwood2 is the source of this 6222-nucleotide messenger RNA. The record is from the annotation of a GenBank genome assembly. Lineage: Eukaryota; Metazoa; Rotifera; Eurotatoria; Philodinida; Philodinidae.
GGUCAUACAGAAUUUUGCUUUUUUUGAAAACAAAAGUACAUAAUUGAAAUAAGCUUUACUUUGUAGAUUAUAGAGCUUUUCACGCUGCAUCUUGUGGUACAUUUUAUUUUUUUUUACAAAAUUAGAUUAGGUGAUAAAAAGAUAAGAUCAGAAAAAAUGAUUUUUUCGCAGCGUCGAAAAUUGGUCGCACACAAUUUUGCUUUUUUUUUAAAACAAAAAGUACAGAAUUAAAAUAAGAUUUACUUUGUAAAUUGUAGUUCUUUUCACGCUGCAUCUUCUGGUAUAUUUUGUUUUUUUAAAACAACGUAUUAAGUGAUGCAAAAAUGAAAUGGAAAAAGGCCGUUUUUUUUGUCCGAGGGAGAUUGGCUGGAAAGUUGCCAUUUAGAAGUUUGAAGUACUCUCUUAGGACUACUAGCCCAUAAAAAAAUUAGCGUGGGAUCUCUAGAAAUGGCGUGCACCGGAGGUCAUCUUUGGGAGGUGUAUCUAAGAUGGUAGGCCUUUUUUUGAGAUAAGGUAUGUAAAUCUCGAUCCCGUUUGUUCGAGACAAGGUAGUCAGAUCUUGCUCAAUUUAAUAUAUGUCAUAGAGGGAAGCAUUCUGAGAAUUUUGGCGCAAGCCAUUUCGAAAAAUAUUGAUCUGUCGAUUUUUUAUGAGCAUUUUACUAAAAGCCCUAAAAACGACGCAUGCCAAAAACGGGGGUCUUGAUGCAAUGAUAUCUCACGAAUAGCUCAACAGAUUGAGCUGAAAUUUUUUAUAGACAUAUAUCCGAGUGAGUUCUAUUAGCAAAAAAUUUUUAUUGAGAAAUAUUGAGCAAUUAGGAUUCUAUGAAUCACACAAAAUACGAAAAAAUCCUGAUUUUUGGUAACUUUUGUGUUUCAUAACUUGUGAUUGGAAUGACAUAGAUGUUGUGUGUGGGUGUGGGGUGUGGGUAUGGGUGUAGGUGUGUUGGUACACAUGAUCUGGAAGCACCCACACCCACAUCCACUCCACACCCACAUCCCACCCACACGGGUCCACGAAAAUUGGUCGAACGAAAAAUAGUCGAACGAAAAUUGGUGGAAGAAAAUUAGCCGAUACGAAAAUUGAUUGAUACGAAUAUUAGUCACUACGAAAAUUGAUCAACGAGAAAAAUAGUCGAAAAAUUCGUAAUUAAGAAAAAAGAAUCUUUCAAUAAGAGCGACAGCAGUGUAAAAAAUAAAUUAAUAUCAGUAUAUAAUCUGUCGCUGGUACUUUUAAUAUAGUUGUUGCAGUACCGUGUGCAAGUAAAGUGGACUCCAAGCUCUUUUCAGAACAGUUGGUUUUCAGCGGAAGAAAAAAUGAAAAUAAAAAACGGGUGUGAAUUUCGGUAUGGAUCUUCUUAAACCCCAUUGCACACUACAAUUUACAGAAGGUGUGGCACUCUCACCUGCAGACACACCAACGCUAACAGUUACACCACACAGUCAAAAAGCUUUUUUCGUAGUUCCACAGCUCUAUCAGAAUUAAUUUCGAUACAAUUUCAUGAAAGUACAUGAAUCUCGUAAUUUUAGUUUUAAAAAGGAGUUCUAUUUCAUAUGCUACAUACACUAGAGAAAAACUUCGUUAUAGUGAUGAACAUUUCACCAAUGGCGUCUUUCAUAUUCUUCUUGUAAUGCUUUGGCUGACUCGUCGCAUUCGACGUUUUUAUUUUAUUUUUUUUAUUACGACUUUUUAGACUAUUUUUCUCGUCAAUCAAUUUUCGUAGCGACUGAUUUUCGUAUCGAUCAAUUUUCGUAUCUACUAAUUUUCGUAUCGACCAAUUUUCUUCCACCAAUUUUCGUUCGACUAUUUUUCAUUCGACCAAUUUUCGCUUUCCCAUAAUAUAUAAGUAAAUGAACGCCUUAAUAUUGAAAUAUAAAACUUUGUAUUUUAACAGCAGCGAAAAUUUUUUUGUAAUUGGCAAUAUCAGCCAAGAAAGACUAUCGAAAAUGACAGAAUUUCCUUUUUGCAUGUUACUUUUGAUCUAUCUGGUAUAGAUGGAAGAUCAAAAGAAAAAAGAAUGUAUAAUGAUGUCAUCGGAAAGUAGAGACAAUAGUUUGCCAGCUAUAAACAGCCUAUAUGUAUACUAUACAAAGAACAAAAAACAUUCAAUGGUCGUGGUAUAUAUGUCACUACGUAAUAGUGCCGAUGUAAUUGCACAAUGUCAGUGAAUUCCAUCAUAAUGAUAGUCUAUACAGAAUGUACUUUUGCAGUUUUUCUGCAAAAGUAAAUUCUGUCAUUUUCGAUAGUCGUUCUUGACUGACACUGUCAAUUACAAGAAAAAUCUUCCCUGCUGUUAAAAUAAAAGGUUUUAUGUUUUAAGAAAAUGCUUUUUUGCAUAUGUUUUUCCACAUUUUGCAUGGAUGUUCCCCUUUUAUCUAUUUCUUCCUAUAACACACACAGAAUCACUCACCAGAAAGUUCAGAGCUGCUAUUAGAAUAGUUCAUCGUUGUCCAUUUGUAUCGGCACAUGAUUUAUUUACAGUGACAAAAGAGAAUCCUUUGGAGAAGUAUGUUCAAAAAUACAUAAAUAAUAGAUUGCAUAAUAUUUGUAAGUCGAACCUGGGACGAUCAACCUUCCUUUAAGAUAUAUUUUAUUGGGAAGACUUUAAAAAGAAUGAGAAGGACUCGCUAUGACACUUUGUCCGACAAAAACGAGUAAAGUAUCUAGCUGAAAGAUAUGAGACAUUGCUAAUUAAAUGGAUAAAAUUCAUGUAUCCCUAAACAGCUACUUUAAUCUUACAUAACACUUCACACCAACCUUAUGGAAAGAUCAAAAUUAAACGACAUGUUAAGACUAGUACCAUCAAUGGAAAUUAGAAUCAUUGCACCUAUGCCUAUUAUUUCGUCCCUGGUUUUCUUUUCCUGUGUUUUUUUCGUUCCUCUUUUCUUUUUUUUCCUUUUUCAACGUCCUAUGUAAGCACUCCAGAGUGUAAAAUACAUAAUAAAAAGCUAAAUAAAAAAAACAGGGCAAACAUUUAACUGAAUAAAACAUUUUUAUUUUAUCAGUAACACUAGCUAUAGUUUUAUGAUAAGAGAAGAGAAUUGAGUUGCAUUUUGGCUUUCAUAUAAAAAGAAAUUACUAACAACAGGUAACCGCGAUGGCUCUGCCAUACAAUAUAUUUAGUAAAAAUGAUAAUCAAUAUUCAAUUUAUGAUUUAAAUGAAGAAAAUCGAUCGUUUUUAUGGCAUCGGUUUAUGCUCGAUCUACUUUCAAGCAUUCCUCGUUCGUCCAAUGAAAUCGAAAAUGUUAUUGAAGCUUGUCAAUUAGUCUAUCAAGAUGAACCAGAUAAAAUCAAUGCACGAACUCAAGCAGAUCUUGACGAGUUUCGAACGAAUUAUUCACCAAACGAUGCUAUCAACUGGUGAGGUCAUUCGAAAAUCGAGAGAUAUUUAAAUAUCAUGAUAUGAGAAUAAAUAUAAAAAUAAUUCUAUGUCAUAUUCUGAAUGAAUUUUGUAUACACGUUCUGGAUUUUUUUUCAAUGCUCUGAAUAUAGCUUGUCGUAAGCUUGAUAGCGGUGCAUUGAUUGGAUUUCAUUCCGUUGUUAAAGAUAUUAACAAUCAAUUGAAGCAAUUAUUUAUAAAACAGAAAAAUGAUGGUACAUUAGAAUUUCCAUUAAUCGUUUAUCGUGGACAAUGCUAUUUUGGUGAGGGUGAAUUAGAAAAACUAACUAAACGACUUAAAGUUGGAGAUUUGAUAUCGAUGAAUUCAUUUUUAUCUACUUCAAAAGACCGUACAGUAGCCACCGUUUUUGGUGUUGCAGAUAGAAAUACAUCUGUACUUUUUCAAAUUAAAGUAAAUGAUGUUGAAAAUAAUGAAAGACUUCAAGUGUUUGCAGAUAUUACAAGUAUUGGUCAAUUUCCAGAUGAGAAAGAGGUUCUUUUUGGUAUGUCAUCUGUGUUCCAAGUAACAAAUGUUUAUUUAGAUGCUACUUCCUGGGUUAUCGAGAUGGAACUAACUAAUUACAAAGAAGAUGAAGAAGUAGAAAAAUUUUUGCCUGAAAUCAAAAGGCAUCUUUAUAGAAUUUCUACUAAACGGAGACCAUUCAACAUAUUAAAAAAAUUACUCAAUGUUGAUACAAACGCUCAUCCUAAACCUCUAAUAGAAUUAAUGAAAUUCAUUCUUACUGAUCUCGUACAAAUUUUCAUCGUUAAUGCUUAUAAGAAAAAUGGACAAUUAAAAAGCAUCAUUACUAAAGAAUCUAAUUUACGAGCUAUAGUAACAGAAUCCAACAGUGAUCCUACUCGUCCUUCUGAAACAUGCAUAGGUUCACUAUGUGAUGUACUUGAUGAUUUUCUGUGUGACUACAAUAACAACAGCGAACAAGAUAAUGAAAUUUUCAUUAAUGAUAUCUCAAUAUCAAUAUUAUGUUUUGGCGCAUUUUUACUCUUAAUUGAAGAUUAUGAAAAAUUUUUAAAUGCAUGUUAUGCGCUGAAUAGUGGAUACGAAUUAUCAAUUAAACAUUUUUAUGAAUUUGUUGAAUCGUCAGCAUUGACAUUAAUACAACCAUGGAAUUCUGCUUUUGUUGCAUCUCCACUAAUGGCAACACAUGGCUCUAACCAAUUGGCAAAUCAAACACUUGAAAAUAGUCAACCAUCAAUGUACCAACAACAACAUGAUAUUGAUAUUCAUGAACAAUUGCGUCUAUUAUACUUAGCUCAACUUUGUCGAGAACAACAAAAACCUGUUGAUGCUCUUAAUUAUUAUGAAGAAGCAUUAGAAAUAAAUUCAUCUUUACCAUCUUCAGCUUUGAGUAUAUUUAAUGGACCCAUUUAUCUAUCAAUGGCAUCAACAUCUCUUAGCUUGGAUAAUAAACGUGAAGCUCUAUUUUUUCUAGACAAAGCAAUAGAUAAUGUGAACAAACAUUUUCCAUCAUCUCAUAGAAUAUUUGCUGCAUUAAAUUUGAUGCGUGGUUAUUAUCUAUUACAAAAUGAAAGAACAGAAGAAGCGAAUGAGCAUGUUCAAAAUGCGUUGAAUAACAUUCAUUUUUCUAAGAAUCAACAAUUUCAUUGUACUGCUUUUAUUGUUUUGGCAACGUGUGCUUUGCAAUGUGGAAAUAUUAAUGGAGCAAAAAAGUAUUGUGAAGAGGCUCGUAAAUGUUCAUUAUCAACAUUUACGAGUUCAUUAGCUGAUUAUAUACUACAAGCAAUACCCAAUUUUAAAAUCGUAUUGGAAAGUACUAAUCUAGAAGUAUUUCGUCAAAUGGUUCGUAUUGGUCUUCAGUAUGGUCAACAAAUUUUCUCGAGUAUGAAUUCGAAUGCACUUACUGAAUCAAUAAAUGAAGAAACAAGCACACCUGAUAAACUCAUUUCGUCGGCUGACUUUUAUCGGCAUAGACAAGAAUAUGCAAAUGCUGAUAAGUAUUAUAGGAAAGCCAUUGAAAAGAUGACGGAUUCAAAUGAAACUAUAUGGAUUAUCUUUAGAAAAAUGAUACGAAUGAACUAUGAUAAUGAACUUUAUCAAGACUAUUUCAUUGAACAAUAUUCAAAAUAUGAUAUUGAUAAUUUGAACCAUUUGAAAAUUAUCUCUACGUUACAAUUAAUUAUUUAUAAAUUAUGUUUGUCAAGAAAUGAAACUGAAGCUGAAUUUGCGUUUGAUUUUUUGACAAGUAGCUGUUUCACAACAAUUAAGUAUUUAUAUCAUUGUUUUAAAACCGAUUCUGAAUUUAUUUCAAAAUUCCUUAAUGAAUUUUUUCAUUAUAAACAAUUUGCAAAAUUCAUUACCAUGAUAACAGAGUUGAUUGAAGUGCACACUAAUGAAUCAAUGGCGAAUAUAAAAUAUUUUCUAUCAAAUUUUAAACAUUGCGAUGAGUUUGCUUCAAUUAUUCAUCAUUCGCAAGUUGACAAGGCAUUUAGUGAAAUGAAAUUAAAGUAUGACAAUGAUGAAUCAUCAAAAUGUAUAUUCCGAUUUCUCGAUACUAUUUUACAAGUUUUACGUCAAUGUGUAGCGCCGCUAAAUAAUCCAACACUCUCAUUUCGAGAACAAAUUUUACAAUUGCUAGCUAAACAUCGUGACGAAUCCACACCUUUCUACUAUUUAAAGAAAAUAUUGGAAUCUUUCUUUGCCGAUGAUCUUUCAAGUUUUUUCUUCAAUCUUGAUAAAUUUCGUCUUCAUGCAAUGACUUACGAGCAUUAUAAAAAACUUAAGGAAAGUCUAAAUGAACUUUUUGAAAAAAUCGAAGAGAAUCAGCUGCAUGCAUGGCUUAAAGACGUUUUAACCAUCUAUUAA